UGCGGCAGAGCCGCCGCCGAAGCAAAUGAGGAGGCGGCGCUGAGCGGAGCAGCUCGCUGGGCGGUCGGCAGCCGGAGGCAGUGGCGCGGGGAGCGAGCAAUGCUCCUCACUUAUGUGCUUGCGCUGCCCUUCCUUCUCCUCCCAGCUUUGAAGCUUUUGUUUUCCCCGGCCGCUGCGAUAGCAAGAAACUUCCCGGAGAGAUGGGAUCAGGCCGGGCUUGUGCCGCGCCGGGCUCCGCUGGGCACCGGCCACGCCGUGAGGUUAUUUGGAAGAGGAAUACUUUGCUGAACAGAGAAGCACAAGAUGACUUUUGAUUACUUCUCUUCAUGGGAGCCUAUCUGCACUGUCCCUGCAGAAUGCUACAGCUUCCUUCCCUCUUCAGUGUUCUUGGCUUGUGGAGUCAUAAACCUCAGUGAAACUUUGGGUGGAAACACUGACAGGAAUUUUAAGAACUUUGACGUUGAAUUUUGAUCUGUUAAAUGACCAGGACUAAGAUACUGCCUGUACAAGAUGAAAUGUCUUGAAGACCUUUGGUUGUGCUUUCGUUUCUCCUGAAGCAAUGGUUUUCUCAGCAAUGUUGACGCUGGCCCACUCUGGGACCUCAAAUGCUACUUUUAUCGUUUAUGAAAAUGCCUAUACGAACUUUACCACUCCCCAGGUGAUGCUUCGUAGUGGCACAACACAGCCUUUGAGAUAUAGUUCAGGUGCCGUGCUCACCACUGAGAGAAGUACUUAUCUGGUAAACGCUACGGCUGUCCUGCCAUCACAAGAAGUUUUCAGGAGCUUGAGUUUGCCACUCCAGAUCAUUCUUUCUGCUGCUAUGAUAUUUAUCCUGUUGGUUUCUUUCUUUGGUAACUUUGUGGUCUGCCUCAUGGUCUACCAGAAGGCAGCUAUGAGAUCUGCAAUUAACAUCCUCUUAGCGAGCCUGGCUUUUGCAGACAUGCUGCUGGCAGUGCUGAACAUGCCUUUUGCUUUGAUAACAAUCAUAACCACUCAGUGGAUUUUUGGGGAUAUAUUCUGCAGAGUCUCUGCCAUGUUCUUCUGGCUUUUUGUCAUAGAGGGGGUAGCCAUUCUUCUUAUUAUUAGCAUCGACCGAUUUCUUAUCAUAGUUCAGAGGCAAGAUAAACUGAACCCUUACCGUGCAAAGGUUCUCAUUGUGAUUUCCUGGGCGACGUCCUUUGUUGUUGCUUUUCCAUUGUCAGUAGGGAAUCCUAAUCUGCAGAUACCCUCGAGAGCACCUCAGUGUGUUUUUGGCUACUCUACAAGCCCAGGUUACCGAGCCUAUGUGAUAGUUAUCUUGCUCAUUUCCUUUUUUAUUCCAUUCCUGAUGAUGCUGUAUUCUUUUAUGGGCAUACUCAACACCGUCCGCCACAAUGCAGUUCGUAUCCACAGCCACCCUGAUAGCAUAUGCCUCAGCCAGGCCAGCAAACUUGGUCUCAUGAGCUUACAGAGACCUUUUCAGAUCAAUAUUGAUAUGAGCUUUAAAACUCGUGCCUUCACAACCAUCUUGAUUUUGUUCCUUGUCUUCAUAGUCUGUUGGGCACCCUUCACCACUUACAGCCUUAUUGCCACAUUCAACAGCCACUUCUACUACAAGCACAACUUUUUUGAGAUAAGCACUUGGCUCCUUUGGCUCUGCUACCUCAAGUCUGCACUGAACCCACUGAUUUACUACUGGAGGAUUAAGAAGUUUCACGAUGCGUGCUUGGACUUGAUGCCCAAAUACUUCAAGUUUUUGCCACAGCUACCUGGCCAUAGGAAGCGGCGCAUCCGACCCAGCGCCAUCUACGUGUGCGGGGAGCAUCGCUCGGUCGUGUGAAGCUGCACUUGUUUGAUGGUGAUCCUUGUGUGCUGGGAUGAUUUGUUUCAUAGGCUUCAGGUCGAGUUUUGUUUUGUUCCAUAUGGCAUCUUCAGCGUGGCCAUAUUUUAUAACUUGACUACAUUUUCCCGGUUCUUUGUGCAAUUUUGGGAGGCGAGACGGAGGGAAGGUGAUUCGGUUGUAAGUUGAGUUUACUACCAGAAUACAAUGUAAACAAAAUAACAAAUGUUACCUCUAGGAUUCCAUGGAAAUCCAUUCUUUUAAAUGAAAACUACAUUUGUAACGUUUUGUCAGGUUUAUGCUUACUAGGCCUGCGAUUGCAUCUAAUUGUAGGCACUUUUUAUGCUGCUAAGAUACGGUAUAUUUAGUUGGUGUAAUAUUCCUGAGAAAUAUUGCUGCUGUCUGCAAAUAUUAGAGCCAAAAUAAUCUCAUGAGAUUACUUAUUUAAUUAACAGUUUCUCAGUUUUCAUUGUGACACCAGAAAAUUUCUUUUCUUCUUUUAUUUUGAUACUUCCAUUCAUAUUUUGUGCACUUUACAAAAUUCACUAUGGAAUUUGUUCAUUGGAGUAUUUUGUUCUGUAUUGAAAGGGGUAUUCUUCUUAUUAUUAUUAUUUGUUCCUUUGGUGAAUUUCAAUGAAAGACACAUGUUAGCUCCAGGAGGGCAAUUUCUGUUGGUAUAGCUACAGAUACAGUCACAGAUUUGCUGGUUUUCUACCAAUUGAUCAAAAAUAACUGCACAGUUAUCAGCGGAGUUGGAAGGACAAAAUGGAGUAACAAAAGGGAGAAAAAAGCAAUGAAAAUACCAUGUCCCAAGGUCUGGGCUAACACAAGAUGUAGAAAAAUAGAGUUCAUGUGAAAAUUGUCACAGAGGAAAGGGCAGCUAUAGUUGUGACUUUAGGCUAUUACAAGCUGUCCAAACCUGCUGGGAUGCCUGAAGCCUAACUGAAAAUACAACUUUGGACCUACAAUUUGAACUGUGUUAGGGUAUAGUGCUGUCUCUACUUGAGCUUGUAUAAGGCUAGAUGUGCUUUGCACUGCUGAAAUCAUACUGUCAGACAUUGGUUGAGGUAGAAUUGCAAAUAAUAAACCAGCAAACAAAUGGCACAUGAGUCAUAGUUAAAGCUGGGAUUUAGUCUGCAUAGUGAUGACUUUGGAAAAAAUCCUCAACUUGUUUCUUUUCCAGUUUAAGUAUUAGACCAAAACCAUAAACUGGUAAUAAUUAAUAACAGCUGAGCUGCAGGGUUUGCUGGGGAUGUAAGUUCAAUUCCCCUUUUCCCUCUAAUAUUACUUGGCAUUGAUUUGUUUGGUUGAUUUUUGUUGCCCCUUUUCCUCUGUAGUUCCUGCUGCCUCAAGGGAUUACUCUGCUGUUCUCAUCUGUUAGGCAUCAUCUCCUCUCCCUGAAAUGCCAAACUACCUUUCUGAUUAAUGUUAGACUGUCUUGGUACCUGCCAGGAAAGCAGAAAGGCAAAGGUUUUCCUUGAUUGAUAGCAAUCCAGACUCAGAUAUUUUGGGGUUUUGUUUUUAAUCAGCUAAAUAAUUUUACUUCCCUCAUGUGAAAUGUUUAAGACAUAGGUUUGAGCUUUGAAGUGAGAUCCCUGCUUGCCCUGAGACUGGGUAAGAAUGCCCGCAGAACUGUGCAUCCUUGCAGUGGGCUUUUGUGGAGAUGCCUGUGAGCUACUCCAAGAUGAUUCAUGUACAAUAAACAGGACUAGUUUUGAGCUUCUUUGGUUUCCAUCUCUCAGUACCCCAAAGCACGUGGACCUCUGUUGGGUUUGUACCUGAGGAGCAAAUAACAGCAAUUUAAUCUCUUUUUUCUCCACGUAGGACAAGGCAUUUCUGUACACAUACCAGUGUGUGGAGGCUGACUAGAUAUUUACACCCCAGAUUUUAUUUAGGUCUUCAAUGAAAAACUAAUUUAACAGUUAUCUCUCUUCUUCUCAUCAACAACUACCAAUAAAAAUGUUGACUAUUGAAAUUUUACCAUAUAAAGGAACAAUUUUGAAUUAAGCUGCUAGCUGAGGUUGUAGGUUCAAUGUAAAGGUACCCAGGCAGUGGUGACAUUGAUGGCUGUGCUUUCCAUUCCUCAUCAACUUCACUGAUGAUGGUACAGACUUUUGUGAUCAAAAUGACAGACAAUAAAAGGAUUCUACUGUAAAACAGAAUGGUUUAGUGUGUCUUUGCAGUACAGCUUUUACUUCUCAAUUACAUUUACAUCGAUAGCAGAAGUUUAUGACCUGGUUAGUAUGGAUUUUCUGUUUCAGAGCUGUCAUGCCUGUUUAUCUCUGAAAGCAUCAAAAUUGUUCUUAGAGCUGCUGUAACAGAGUGAGUGCAUAUUAAGAUGGCAGGAACAGGUACUUUUGCUGUCUUCCAGAGCUAUAAUGUAAAAGGUUUGAAUGAAUGUUGUAAAACAUGGUAAUUCAAGAAGGAAAGAAGAUGAGUAAUACAGGAAAGUUAGUGAAAUUACUUCCUUGAAGGGGGAGGAAAAAACAUUUUGUGUGGAUUGCAUAAUCUGUGUCACCUACUGGCUGUGAAGUUGAUUCUGCAAACAUCACAGAAAGUUAAUUUAUCUUGUAGUGUUUGUUUACUCCGACUGUAACAGGCUUUCAGCACAGAGCUAGGUCUGCUCAUACUUGGAGGAAACAAACCUGAGUUGUGCUGCCCAAAUUCAGAGGUGACUUACAUGGUGGUACAGUAUUCACUUACCAGCUUUUAGAGGUGAUCAAAGCAUUCAGUGAAAAGAAAGAGUGUUCAACAAGAAACGAAGCGGCACAGAAAUAUCCCCCAGGGUAAAUGUGUGUUUACAGAACCAUUUGGGCUAUUAUGUCUAAUAUACUGUCUUUAGAGCAGUGCCUUGAUCAUUGCAGCUAAAGUCCUAGGACCAAGUUGAAGAUUGCUAAACUGCUCAGUCUUACUAUCUGUGAUCCUGCCAAGGUGAGCAUAACCUUGCUAAUGUUUGUAAUGGUAAAACACAUCUGUGUUGGAAAGAUUUGGGCUACUAGGGCAUUUUUGUGGGCUUGACCUUAACCAAGACCAAGGAUUUUAAAAACUGAAAUGGAUCCUUCUUGAUUCUACUGAGGAAUUACAAUUUUCUUCCUUUCCAGAAAUGACACUCUUUACUAAACUGUUAUUCCCUCAUGUUACAUUUUCAGAACCCUUUGUUAUGGAGAAUUGAAAUGAAUGUAUUUUGAAUUAUGUUGCAGUGUAAUUCAUUCUGUCAAGGCAUGCUGCUUACACAAGCCUCAUUUGUACCAACCUAUUGCUAAAAUGAUUCUUUUGUACUCAAGAGUUGUGUAUUUUUGACAUUUCUUGUUACUCAUGUAAAAAUAUUUAUG
Messenger RNA from Colius striatus (speckled mousebird), 5151 nucleotides. RefSeq names its product G protein-coupled receptor 63 (gene GPR63). Bases 560 to 1819 code for a protein of 419 amino acids. Lineage: Eukaryota; Metazoa; Chordata; Aves; Coliiformes; Coliidae. Gene Ontology annotation, biological process: G protein-coupled receptor signaling pathway. The record is from RefSeq and is a predicted model, not a curated record. Gene Ontology annotation, cellular component: membrane. The transcript has 4 exons. Gene Ontology annotation, molecular function: G protein-coupled receptor activity.